Messenger RNA from Cygnus olor (mute swan), 6169 nucleotides. It is a transcript of the gene ALPK3, whose product is annotated as alpha kinase 3. Gene Ontology annotation, molecular function: ATP binding; protein serine/threonine kinase activity. The record is from RefSeq and is a predicted model, not a curated record. Lineage: Eukaryota; Metazoa; Chordata; Aves; Anseriformes; Anatidae. Gene Ontology annotation, biological process: protein phosphorylation; cardiac muscle cell development. Gene Ontology annotation, cellular component: nucleus.
GCGGGGCGGCUAUAAAUGCCGGCCGUGAUUGACAGGGCCGGCAGCGGCGCGGCGCCGGGCAGGGGCAGCCGGAGCCCGGCCGCCGCCAUGGGCUCGCCGCGCCGGGCCCUCAGCAACUCGUACGCGGGCAACGGGAGGCUGUCGCCGCCGCUUCGGCCGGGCAGCGUCGAGGGCGCGGAGGAGGCGGAAAGCGCGGCCUGGGCCUCUCGGCCCAACCGGCGCAGCUACCUGCUCAGCAUCCGGCCCCAGAACAGCUUAUCAAGCAGCAGAUUCUCUCUCUCCAGUUUAGGAAGGAGCACCUUCUGCGCAAUCAUUUCUCAGCUGACGGAGGAAACCCAGCCACUAUUUGAAACCACUAUCAAAUCCCGUUCUGUGUCCGAGGACUCUGAUGCUAGAUUCACGUGCAUAGUGACAGGGUACCCGCAGCCAGAGGUGACAUGGUACAAGGAUGAUGAAGAGAUGGACCGCUACUGUGGCUUACCUAAGUAUGAGAUUUUCCGCCAUGGAAAUCGCCACACCCUGCAGCUGUACAAGUGCCGAGAGGAAGAUGCAGGCAUUUACCAGGCCUCAGCUAGAAAUAACAAAGGCAUCGUGUCCUGCUCAGGCGUGCUGGAAGUGGGAACCAUGACGGAGUUCAAAAUCCAUCAGAAGUGGUUUGCCAAAAUUAAGAGAAAAGCUGAAGAAAAACUGCGAGAGAUAGAACAGAGCAAGAAACGAGGGAAAGAGAAUGUGGAGGUGGAGAAGAAUGUGCAGGGAAUGAGCCCCGAUCGGCUCCAGAGAAAGCGGAGGCUGGCCAGGGAUCUGAAUCUCCGGUCAGGAGCCUCUCUGUGGGAGAAAGAGGAUGCAGCAAAAGUGCAUGUCGGUGAUUCUCAGUCCAGAUUCCAUGAGGCUGAGUUGAAGGAACAGUCAGUAAACACGAUGACUGGCUUACCAAACAAACUGGUAGCACCUUUGAAAGCAGAGGUGACCACCAAUGGAGAUGCUUGUUUGGGAAGUGCAGAAGAGAAUGGGAAUGGCUUUCUUGCGUACAUCUACGAGACAGUGGAAGACCUAGUGGCUAAGCCAAUGGCCAAAGACUCCGCAGCUAAAAAGAAAAAGAAAGUGGAGGAUGCUCCAGCAGCAAAGCAGGAAGUUUCAAAGCGAGAGGAAAGUGGGAGAGACAGGACAAAACCCUCAGCAAAUCCAAGGUUUGCCCCUCCCGUCCCCUUACGCAGGAAUGCACAUCUGAGGGUGGCAAAUGAUCAAGAAGUGGAAAAUAUUCCAAAGAUCAAAGAGUCUGGGAAAGCUGUGAAUCAGGAUGCUAAAAUUAAUGGUGAUGUGCACUUCUCUUUGAAAGAGAUGUAUUUUGAUAAUCAAGUGAAAGCAGCAGCAGAGAAGGAGGAGGCAGGAGCCAAGGAAGAGGCUGCGAGAGAGGCUGCCCUGCAGCCCGCGGGUGUCAGCAGGCAGACAGAGGGUGCUUCACCAUCCUCAAAGGUGUCAAAGGCAGGACCUGCGCCACCUGAGGGAAGGAAGAGCCAGCACACAGCACAGAAGUCGGAGGGACAUAAAGCCGUCGGUCCAGAGGUUGCAGGAGCAGUGGGACGGUGUGCUAGUGACCUAAAACAUCCAGUGUCUGGCCCAACAGUAGAUACCGGUCAGCAAGCCAACAAGUUAGAGGAGUCCAAGAAGGAGACUCCGGUUUGCCAGGAGGCCAGGGGGUCUGGAAAAAGGACGAACCCCAGGCUGAGGCCUCAGGAGCCGCCAAAGCCACCACCAGCAGACCACACACAGCCCCACAAGGAGCAUCCUCCCUCUAGGAAACAGUCAGAAGGACAUUCCCAUACUCUUGAGGGCAGAGAGGCCCAACAAGGACUGUCAAAUCAAAAUGUCAAGAGCCAAGGUAAUAAAGAGCCAUUGCCAAAGAAACUGAGUCCUCCAGAGCCUGGAGAAAAUACUCCUCCUGAGCAAAAUGCACAUCAGACGAUGGUAAAGGAUGGGAAGAGCAAAGAGGCAGGCUUAGAGACAUCUGGGAGUGAGCCCUGCACAGAGGCAAGAGGGAGCAGUGUAGCAGAGUCAUCCCCUGUGGUGGGAGGGACACGUCUGGGGCUUCGGGAGACUGAAACACCAGCUCCUGCUUCAGUACGAGUGGCCGAGGAAGAGUCAUCCCCUGUGGCAGGAGGGAAAACUCUGGGGCUUCGGGAGGCUGAAACACCAGCUCCUGCUUCAGUACGAGUGGCCAAGGAAGAGUUGUCCCCUGUGGUGGGAGGGACACCUCUGGGGCUUCAGAAGGCUGAAACACCAGCUCCUGCUUCAGUACAAGUGGCCGAAGAAGAGCCAGUCCCCACUCUUGCAGCGGGGACGUUGGCGGCACAGGAGGCACUGCCUGCAGCUCACAGCAGUCAAGGGAAGGAGUCUGCUGCAGGGUCGGCCCCGUCUGGAGCCCAGCUGCUGCCUCCUGCGAGCAAAGCCACGGAAACCAAAAAGGCAGAUGGAUCUGCCCCACAGGAAGAGUUUCCAGCUAGUGCUUCAGGGGAGGAGAGUGCCAAACAGGUGCCUGUAGUACCUCAGAGGAAGGAAGGAGCAGAGCAAACAGGUGCAGCUCCAAACCAGGAGCCAGCAGCACCUUCGGGCACUUUUGAAAGAGGCACUGAGGUUCAGCCACAAGCACCACUGGUCCUGCCAAGCCCUGAGAAACCUCAGGAAAUGACUUUGGAGGAGAAGAUGCAGCACAAAAACCUUGUUUCCUCCUUGAAGAGCUACCUACUGCUGCUUUUAAAAAUGUCAGAUAGCAGCAACAGUGACACGAAAGAAGAUGCUGAGCCCAGGGAUGAGGAGCAGCCCACUGCAGAGGAAGCUGCGCUCCCAGAGAUAGGCAUUGCAGGCCUGAGCCCCCGCACCUCAAGGAGAGUUUUGGAGAAGGUACAAAACAACCAGCUCUUCCAGACAGCAGAGAAUUUGCCUCUGACACCCAGGACAACCAGGCGGAUCACAGGCCUGAUUCAUGAGGAAUUUGUUACCAGCAAAGAGAUGCUGGCUUGCAGGCCUGUGCCACCAAAGAGACGUACAAAGGUGGCUCCUGAAGCAGAGGGGUCAUCCCAGCUCUCUGUGCCAUCCAUCGUGGUGGGCAGCGUGCCAGCAGCAGGAGCGGGACAGCCUCCUAAUAACGCUCCCAAUUUGCCUCCAGUGAGCCCUGAGAAAGAGAGCCCUAGUGACCCUUUGGUUGCGCUACCUUGUGCCACGCCAGAGGAGCUUGCUUCUGGGGCCCGUCGCAAAAUAUACCUGCCAAAAACGAAGCAAGCUGGGGAGGAAGAGGAGGCAACCCCGGAGAGCCAAGGGCAUGCAAGAAGCCCUACUGUUUCACCGCGGCAAUCCAGAAAGAGCGCAGCCCUGUUGCAGACACCUGCCCAGGCUCCAUCCCCUCCAGCAGAGCAACGCUCGCCAACCCUCAUGAGGAAGAUGGCCACGUUGGAGGUUCCUAAGCUGUAUGAUGAACCCACAGGUGACAGCAGCAAUGAUCCCGAAGUCCCUGAAGAUGCUAAGCUAGAAGGGCAGCCAGCAGAAUCCAAGAAAGCAAAUAACCCAUUUAAAGCUCCGCAGGUGAUUCGUAAGAUCAGGGCUGAACAAUUUUCCGAUGCAUCAGGAAACCUGAAACUUUGGUGCCAGUUCUUCAAUAUUUUGAGUGAUUCUAAGCUGAUGUGGUACAAGGACGAGAUCCCUGUAGCAGAAGCACAAAGGAGUGCUGGCGAUGAGGGCCAGGCAGCCUUGGCCAUCGUGCAGGCAUCCCAGAAGGACUGCGGGGUCUACCGCUGUGUGAUCAGCAAUGAGUACGGCACUGACUCCACAGAUUUCCUGCUCAGCCCAGAAGUGCUGUCAGGAUUUAUCUUGCGGGAAGAGAUCGAAGUUGGAGAGGAGAUCGAGAUGACGCCCAUGGUGUUUGCGAAGGGCUUGGCUGACUCAGGCUACUGGGGGGAUAAGUUCUUCGGGCGUGUGGUGAGUGAGGACAUGGAAGUGGGUGCUGGCUUCCUGCGCAAAGCCUGCCGUGCGAGAGCCAUCUACGGCCUAGAGCCCAUCUUCGAGUCCGGCCACACCUGCGUCAUCAAAGUGCACAAUUUUAUUGUCUUUGGGACCAAGAAUGAGAACAGCCUCCUCGAGAAGAACUAUGAUAUCACCAUACAGGAAUGUAAAAUCCAGAACUCUAGCCGUGAGUACUGCAAGAUCUUUGCUGCUGAGGCACGAGCCGUCCCUGAUUUUGGAGCAGUGCCUGAGAUAAUUCCUCUGUACCUGAUUUACCGACCGGCCAACAACAUCCCUUACGCCACGAUGGAGGAGGACCUGGGUGGGCCCUGUGAGCAGUACUGUGUCACCGAGAGAGAUGGCAGCUUGGUGGCACGAGGCACCUCGGAGAUUGUGCUCAAAUGCUGUGCCUUCCAGCAUUGGGUAUACCAGUGGACGAAUGGAAACAUCCUUGUGACUGACAUGGAAGGAGUGGGCUGGAAGAUGACCAACGUGCGGAUAGCUACCAACCUCAAAGGGUACCAGGGGCUGAAGGAAAGCUGCUUCCCCUCCCUGUUGGAGCAAUUCGCAGCCACUCACCAGUGCAACCAUUACUGCAGCAUCCUGGGCCUGAAGACUCUGGAGCCAGCCAAACCCAAGGGCCCCAAAAGCCCCUCCACAGGCAGGAAAUCAGCCCAGUCCAGCCCCCAGCUUCCGAAGAAGGGGAUGGCGAGUCCCCAGGGCACCCGGAAGGCUACUGUGAGCCCCAGGAGCUCCCGGAGAGCAGUGGAAGCAGGGGAGGCCCAAGCAGCCUCCAAACUCAGGUCUGGAGAGGGCAGCGGGUCUGGUUGCCCGCAGUAGUCGGAGCUGCGGCCGUGGGAACCCCCACUCCGCCCACCAGCCCAAGCAGCCGGAGGGCAGCGUGCGACCGCGUGCUGCAGCUGCUCUCAUCCCUUUGCUCCUGCCCCGGCUCGUCACGUUUGUGUUGUGUGGUGUGUGCUAGCGCAAGCCACUCGACUGGCUUCGCAGCAGGGCCGGCACAGCUGUGGGCAUUGCGGCACCCACCCGUGGGCCCCCUCUCACAGACCUCUCUAUAGAAGCUGCGUGGGGCUGUGCACGCCCCUGCACUGGGACUUGCUUUCCACUCUUGCCUCUUUCCAUUUGGCUUGCUUGAACUGGUGCAUUCAAGACAUGGGCCGUCAGAACAGCUGCCUCAGGCUUUGCCUAUACCGUGCCUCAUUCCUGGCGGUGUCCCAGCGCUCCCCUGAGCUGACCAGGAGUAUGGGCUCUCCUCCUGGCUCCCAGCUCUUUUCUGCUCCCCCAGCACGUGUCACCACUCCUGUCCCUCUUCAUGUCCUCCGUAAAGCCCAGGCAGUGCUCGGUGUCAGGGGUGUGAACCAAACCAGAGCCUGACUGGUCCUUUGCAUGCUGAUUUAAAUUGUUUUGCUGCAGUGGGGUUUAGCGGUGAGCUGCAGCACUUGUGCUUGCCUGCUGCUAUUGCUUGGGGCUCUGGGGUGCAGGCCAGCCCCGUGGCAGGGUGCUGGUGUCAGUGCCAGCAGCUGCAUGGGGCCAGAGUUGCACCCCCCUCCUGGCCUCUCUGGCCGGGUGGGUGCUGAGGGCAGUGGUGCUGCUACAGGUAAGGAUGCUCUACCUCACAUGGGGCGCCCAGGAGUGGGGCAUUGCUGGCCGCGUGUGGUUAGCGUCACCCCUGCUUGGCGCAGUUACCCCAGUGGCAGUGUCUGCCCCUGUCCCUGCUGCCCUGGUGCCAGACAGAGGCCAGUUCUGGGCCCCAGGGCCGUGUGCUCUGGCCGUGGUGGGAGGCAUCGACGAGUGGGCAGCGGUGCUCCUACUGCGAAGUAAAGCUCCCCACAGUGGGACAAGCCUCCUUUGUCUCACCCCAUCACCUUCCCUAGGGCUUUGGAGAGGCGUGCUGGGUGACAGCAGUGCCACACCUAAGCAUGGUGAGGGUGGUCGCAUCCGAAAUGGUGACUCGCUGCAGCCUGGCAGAGGAGGGAAGGGGCUGGGCUGGGAGUGAGGUAUGCUCCAGUGCCCUGGUGCUGUCGUCAGAUCAUUGUAAAAUAAUGAUGUACAUACAUGGCCGCCUUGGCAAAUGGGUGUGCUCGAGUGCAAUAAAGUGAGAAGGACUGGCCUGUUCCCCGGCGCUGUGGUCGCUAUGGAAAAGAUGAAUCCAAGCACG